Molecule: messenger RNA, 3863 nt
Organism: Neoarius graeffei (lesser salmon catfish)
Lineage: Eukaryota; Metazoa; Chordata; Actinopteri; Siluriformes; Ariidae
Gene: esrp1
Product: epithelial splicing regulatory protein 1
Exons: 15
Coding region: 313-2463 (716 amino acids)
Cellular component (GO): ribonucleoprotein complex
Molecular function (GO): RNA binding
Source: RefSeq, a predicted model, not a curated record
GUCACGUGGGCGAUGGCCAGGUAAGAGGCGCGCACAAAAGCAAGCACGAGCGAGCAGCCAUUACGGGGCUCGUGCGACUGUUUUUUUCCCUCUUUCUUUCUUUCUUUUCUUUCUUUCUUUCUUUUUUUUUUUGCAUAGAGCUUGACACGCAAUCGAAAGGCCUUGGAGACAGCGCACUGCUUACCUGUUCUGAGGUGUGGGGGUGACUGGGGGCCCUUACUUCUUCACUGUCACCUGGGGAUUUAUUUGGGAUCAGGAUUUACAUUAUUUCUUUCUCAUUUUUACUUCUGUAUUUAAAAAAAAACAACAACAAUGACGGUUAAUCCUGAAUACCUGGUGCUGCUGUUCACCACGACGUCCGGCUCGAGUGGAGAACUCUUAGGCUCAGACGAGAAGGAAAUCGUUCAGAUGGUGUGGCAGGUCUUGAAUUUAAGCACUAAAAAGACUGGAGCAGUGAAUGAAGUGCUGGUGAAGCCGGAGAGUGUGGAGCUGACAGAGGAGUGCAGGGAGGUGAGCGGCCUCAGUGAGGAGGCCCUUUCAGCUGCUGCUCCACUUGAACAAGCUCUCAGUCAGUUUAACCAAAGGUUGCACUCAGAAAUAAGCACAAGUUCAGGGAACGCUUUCUGCCUCUGCACGGAUGGUCAGCUUCACCUGCGUCAGGUUCUGCAUCCGGAGGCUUCCAGCAAGAACAUCCUACUACCUGAAUGUUUUUUCUCAUUUUUUGACCUGCGGAAAGAGUUCAAGAAGUGUUUCCCAUCUGCGGCUGAUCUGAAGGACUUGGAUCUUAAGUUUAUGGCAGAUUACCUGAAUGUGAACGUGGAUUCUGUUAAUAACUUUACUGCUCUUAAGGUUCAUCAGAUGUCCAGCAUUGCUCUAGCACUCAUCUCUGAGCCUGAGUGUCAAAUGUUCUCGUGCCCUGAGAAAGUGAAUGAGAAGUUUGAAACUGGUACCUGCAGUAAGAUGGAGCGGAUAGAUGACAAUACUGUGAUCAGGGCUCGAGGCCUUCCCUGGCAAUCCUCAGACCAGGACGUUGCACGCUUCUUCAGGGGUCUCAACAUUGCCAAAGGGGGUGCUGCUCUGUGCCUGAAUGCCCAAGGCAGAAGGAAUGGUGAGGCACUUGUUCGAUUUGAGAGCAAAGAACACCGGGACCUGGCACUGCAAAGACAUAAACAUCACAUGGGCUCAAGAUACAUUGAGGUUUAUAAAGCAACUGGUGAAGACUUCUUGAAGAUAGCAGGAGGCACCUCUAAUGAAGUUGCGAAAUUCCUGUCACGGGAGAGCCAGGUGAUCAUACGCAUGCGGGGGUUACCAUUUACUGCCACAGCUGAGCAGGUGCUGCAGUUCUUCUCUCCAUCGUGCCCAGUGACGGAUGGCACAGAGGGUAUACUGUUUGUGCGCUUCCCUGAUGGCAGGCCCACCGGGGACGCUUUUGUCUUGUUCUCCUGUGAAGAGUAUGCAGAGAAUGCACUAAAGAAGCACAAGGAAAUUCUUGGCAAGAGGUACAUUGAGCUGUUCAAAAGCACGGCGGCAGAGGUGCAACAGGUUUUGAACAGAUAUUCUUCGGCUCCACUAAUUCCAGUGGCCCCCUCGCCUAUCCUGCCCCUAAUGGCCCAGCCUACAUUUGUGCCAUCGACAGUUGCUGCCAUACCUGGAACAAGGGACUGUCUGAGACUCAGAGGUCUGCCAUAUGACGCUACUGUUCAAGACAUUCUGCUUUUCCUAGGCGAAUACACAGCUGAUAUAAAACCACAUGGAGUACACAUGGUUCUCAAUCAGCAGGGCCGUCCAUCGGGUGAUGCGUUCAUCCAGAUGCGGUCGGCAGAAAGGGCGCAUGCCACGGCUCAGCGCUGCCAUAAGCGCAGCAUGAAGGAACGCUAUGUGGAGGUAUUCGCCUGCUCAGCACAGGAGAUGAACGUGGUGCUGAUGGGUGGCUCGCUCUCAAGGAGCGGCCUUUCGCCGCCGCCAUGUAAGUUACGACGUCUCACUCCUGCAUCUUACUCUUUCCCUCCUGUGGGGGCUGUACUUCCUGCUGGAGCAGUGCUUCCUGCAGGGUCGGUUCUUCCUGUGGAGGCCGCAGCACUCUACCCUUCCCAGUUCCUGAUGAGUCCCCGCCCAAUAGCACCAGCUACGUUCUAUCCGGCUAACAACCAGAUGUACGUAAACUACACCACCUACUAUCCAAGCCCCCCAGGAUCGCCACCCAAUAUGGGCUACUUCCCAGCAAGUACACACACACCUGGCUCUAUCCUUUCCAGCCCACAUCCAGCACUGAUCAGAAUGCAGGGCCACACCUCCACUCAUACCUACACCACCGGGGUAAAGGAAAUCCUCAGCAUGGUGCAGGCUUAUCAGCCCAGCAACAGUGAAGCCUUGGUUACUCUGCCCCCCCUGCUCUCAGCCAAACAACCUAUUGCAGAUCAGAGCCUCGGAGGAGGAGCCUAUCUGGACUUGCAGUUGAUAUAAACCGUCCCACUCAUGAAGCCACGUCCCUUUAUUGUAAAAGUUUGGCCCUCAGAAACAUAGCAUGUUUUUUCUCCUUCUAACUAUUUAUAUGAAAUUAUAAAAAGAAUAUAUUUGAAUUUUUUUGUAUAUAUUGCACAAUUUUACUGCAUUAGUAUAUAAAUUCUGCUUGUAGAUAAGUAGUAUUUCUGUCAGGAGAUGUUUGUGCCAUUGUGUGUGUGUACACAUGUUGGAAAGAAUAAUUGCUCAGGAAAAAAAAACAGAAUGAGCUUUUUUUUGCCUUCUGCAUUGAAUCAAACGUUCUAUUAUUAAUUUUUCAGGCAAAUUGGUAGAAAAAAAUGCAUAUCUUUCUGUAGAGGUCUCUAGGAGUGAGUGUGCGUGCGUAUGUGUGUGUGUGGUCUUUACAGUCUUCACACAUGCUGACGUGAAUGUUUGCCUGCAUGUAAUGUACGGGUGUUUAUGCUUUUAAUCCCAGCCGAUGUGACUCUACAGUUAGUAUGUGGCAGUGCAUAGGCAGUGCAUAUAGACAUCCUCAAGCUUGACUCUGCUUUUUUUUUUUUUUUUGAAGCUUCGACAAUGAAGUUCAAAGAGCUAUGUAACACGAAAUGUUUACAAAGGUAUGCCAUAUUCUUACACGUGGCAGAUUGCAGUAGGUUUGGAGCACAGGUGUCGUUGCUCACAGAAGUUUGCUUUAACCAUUUCGCCAAAAAAACGUUCAGGGUCAGAAACAGGAACAAGUACUUACUCAAUGUGUGUGCGUGCGCGCGCUCGUAUAGCUGUUGUGCCUCAUCAUUUAUAUACAUGUGUCAUCCUCAACCAUUUGAUGGAAAAACACUUGUACCAUUUAGUUUUAAUUGCUGUAAAUCUACUGACAUUUUUAUGUGAGCGUGUGUGCGCGUGUGUGUGUGUGUGAGAGAGUGAGUGGGUGCAAUAAUCAGUGUGUGUACUUACUGUGCUCAAUGAGUGUUUUGGGCCUUCUGGAACAGACAUACACACGUAUUUCAAAUUAUCCAGUUUGUUCGUGUGUGUAAUGUGAUUUGAAUUACAAGCCUGUUUCAACAUGCAGGCUUUUAUUUUUUUUUAAUGGCUAUGAUGCUCACAGCUUGUACUCACUGCUUUUUUUUUUUUAGUAAAGAUUUUUUGAGUAUGCCUAGAUUUUUAUAAAAUGUAGGAUUAAAAUAUUUUUCACUACAAUGAUGUAUCGUUUUAGUUCCAUGGAAUUCCUUCCCAGAUGUGCCAACAGGAAGUAGUACAGAAAGCACUACUUAAUUAUACCAGGAAAAUCUCAAUUUAUGCCAUAUCAGAUGUCAGAUAUUUGCUUGGCUACAAUGUUAUGGAGAAAGUGUUAUUUUAUUUUGGUAUUUUAUGUUAACUUAAAAAAAAUAAUAAAGUUAACAACUGUA